GUGUGCUCCCUGCCAGUGUUUGAUUGAAUGCAGAGCGGCAUGUAUCAGCUUGUGGAACUAGCAUAUUAAUUUGGAGUUGAAACAAGUUGAAAUUGCAGCCAAUCGCAGAAGGAAAAGAAGGAAAAGAAGGAUAUUGCCCUGAAUUUGGAUUUUUAUUUUGGAAAUAGACCCAUUCAUUGGAAAUGAAUCCCAGAAGUGGAUCCAGUGGCUCUAGUAGUUUGUUUAAUUUAUUUGAGAUGAAGUCUGUUUCAUUUGGAUAAUUGCUACGCCAUUCCAGUUUUGCUGGUGACGUAGACCAAGUGUUGAGCUGAUGUUGCAGUUGGAACAGUCUGCACAGGAUCCGAGCAUAAUCGUUUACUACUCUAUUAAAAAUAGUGGAAAGAAAGGGGAAACAUUUGUUUUGUCUUCAGCAUUCCUUAGAUUAACCACAAUUUCAUCUUAAAGCUCAUCUGAAUCUAUAUUUAAAAAGAAAACCCAACAACGCCAACAACGAAACGUGGCAAUCCUGAAAAUGGGGUCAUAUGGAUAAGUAAAUAUUUUUGGAUGUAGGCGAUUGGUAUUCUGGGAAACACGAUUACAAAGGAAUAAUGGACGAAUCACGUAUCCGACACCUCUUCGAAGUCUGCGAUCUCAACGCGAGCGGAUACAUCGAGUACGACGACCUCCGCGAUCUCUGCCUCGGCAGCGACCUGGAGAUCACCGACGCCGAGCUCGGCAGCGUGUUCGACGAGCUCGACACCGAUGGCGACGGGAAGAUAAGCGUUGAGGAGUUCGAGCAGGGCUUCCAAGGGGUGGAGGAGCUGCUCCGACGGAAGGUCAAGGCCAACAGUAGCGGUGGUGGAGGAGUGUCGACAGGGGGGCAAGAUGGAGUUGAUGGGGGUAGCGAUGGGUCCAAGAGGGGGCAGAAGAAGGGGGAGAACAAUAAUACCGUGACUGGUAGAGAUGGGAAGGCUAACCAAGCCUACACGGCGUGGCAAAGCCUGGUGACCAGCCUCGGACCGGGCGUUACUCUUCUUCCAAGCCAAGAUCAAAUUUGUGAGUUGUAUCAGCAGCUCCAUUCGUCGGAGGUGCCUCAAACACUUCGCCAGUAUGAAUCCGUUAUCUAUGACGUCAUAAAGGAUCUUAGGCAAUACCAGUCAGAAGUCGAUAGGUUAGAGAAAUCAUUAAAGAGGACAAAUGAAAGCAAUACCGAGCACCUACAGCAGCUGGAGUAUGAGAUGGAAGUACAGAUGACAAGAACAGAACAGAGAGUUAGGAAGGAGGAAAGGGAAAGAAUAGAAUCUGAGAAAGCCGAGAUCCAGAGGCAGCUUGAGGCAGAAAUUCGAGAAUUGAAAAGUAAUCUCAAUCAAAUACACAAUGCUGAAGACAAAGUCGACAGAAUAGACAAGCCACGCGAAGACCUGCUCCAUUCCCUGAAACAGGACCUCGAACAAUUGAGAAGUGAAAAUAGGAGUCUGAGAAGCAGUCUAACCGAGGCUCAGACCAACUUGGUCCUCUCAAGAAGCGAGCUCGUCACCCUGAAAAGUGACUUUGAUGAGCAGAAUGGAUUCAUUUCAAAUAAUCGUGACGUCAUACAAGACUACAUCGGAGAACAGGAGAACCUAACAAGACAACUCCAAUUACUACAUGAGGCAAACAAAAAACUUCAAGACACAAAUGACGAUCUUAGAGCUGCACUGGAAAAUGUAUCGAGAUCGUCUCGGAUGUCGCCUCGAACGACACGUCUUCUUAGCUCAGCAUCGUACAUGAAUGAUUACGUAGAUGAUGACGUCAUGAUAGAUCAGUCUAGGCAGCGUAAAUCGUACGCAUCGCAAGGUUCAUACGAAGGCUCCGAGGUUCAGAUGAAUGGAGGAAGGCGCCAUUUUGCUUACCAUACCACUAACGGUGACAACUACCCCGACGAUGGAGAUUCUGGAAACUCUACACUCCGGGACCCGAACGAGCUCGACUCGGAAACCGAAGAGGAUAUCAGAAGGGCGCCCCCAUUGCGGGAAGAGAUUGCAGUGUCUAUGAAACAAGAACUGAAAGACGCCAAUCGCCAACAAGCCUCGCACCAACAUGCGACACAUGCAACGUCAACCCAACAUACGACCAAUUCCAGGGGAGCAACGAGCGCAAGUCUUCAUACGUCAAACUACGGGGAACCAAUCAGAGACAUGCGUUCAUUAUCACGUGGUAGCUCCCCGCGAUCCAGCGGAGGGGGAUCUCGAAAACGCGCUCUUCCCCAGCUUCCCCAACAGGUGACAUCAGCGGUAAAUAAUCUUAUGGAAUAUUUUGAAAAUGAGCCUCUCUCGCCAACACCAUCAGCCCAUCCAGAGAGGAUGUACAAAAUUGUUUUAGCAGGAGACGCAGCUGUGGGAAAGUCCAGUUUUAUCAUGAGAUUGUGCAAGGGAAUCUUCCACAGUAACCUCAACUCAACUUUGGGUGUUGACUUCCAAAUGAAAACCAUUGAUGUGGACGACCGAGUCACAUCUUUACAACUAUGGGAUACUGCAGGGCAGGAAAGGUUUCGCAGCAUCGCUAAAUCCUAUUUCAGACGCGCUGAUGGUGUCUUGCUGCUCUAUGAUUGCACGUGUGAGAGAUCGUUUAUUAACGUGCGUGAUUGGAUUGAGGCAAUAGAAGAGGGCUCACACAAGCCGGUACCAGUGAUGAUCUGCGCGAAUAAGUUGGAUGCCAGGCCGCUGGCAAUGACUGAGGGUGUUCGCUGUGUGAGAACAGAGGACGGUCAAAGACUCGCUACGUCGUUUAACGCUCUUUUUAUUGAGACCAGUGCCAAGGAGGGGUCGAACGUAGAGGACGCUGUGAUAGAGUUGACAAGGCAACUUCACAAGCGGGAGGAUUUAGAAGUUAGCUCAAGUGGAAUUACGCUUAACAAAGAAACACCAGCGAAGAAAAGGGAUGCGGGAUGCUGCGACUUCUAAGGCUUCUCUCGUUAGCUGCCGGCUGGAGUUUUCCGACUUUUCCCGAAGUAUGUCGAAAGAUGCCGAUCGUAAUGAGACGGUAUAAUAUGCUUCAGACAUUUGGAAAUAAUCGUAAAUAUGAUACAUGUGGUCUCAGAUUGUAGCGAGUCACAACCGUACAAACUUAGCCGACAGAGACGAACAUGAUCCUCCCCAAAUUCAAUGAUGCUGGCGAUUCCAUCCGAAGUUUACCGACCGAAAAAUACCGAGUCAAUAGCGCCACCUGCGAAAUCUGAGUGUGUAGUUUGAACACUUCCACACUCAGCUUGAUGGAUUUCGUUAAUUCGUUCAAGGAAAAAAUCCCAGUUUUGCUCCUGAUGCCUUAUUCAUAAGACAUAAUUGAGACUACAUUGAUGGUGUGCCAUAUCAUUCCCACUUAAUGUUUCAUAAGAGCUAAACGUGUUUAAAUUUUUAUGUAUAAAUGUAUAUAUUUUUCUUUUUAAUUAUCCUUGUUUUCCUUGCCCAUGUAAGUUACAUUCCAUUCGUACUGUAUCUGUAGUCCGUGCAAUAGGAUAGCAUGUUGAAAUAUUUGACAUUUUAAAACAUGACGCGUAACCGUAGAUCGUGAUAAAGGGGCAGAGACGUUCCUUUUUUGUAAAUUCUAUUUUAUUUUUCACUGAUUAGCUUCAUGCACAUGAGAACACGGUUCGAAAAUUGAAUCAUAUUUGAGCAAUUGUUUUAUGACGUCACAUAGAAGAUUGUAGCCGCAGCAUGAAUUUUGAGAUGUGAAUUGUUAAUGAUACAUUGCUUUAUUUAGCUGAACUCUGAAUGUUAAACACGGGGAGAAUCAAGGAUCGACUGGCAUGUCCACAAGGGACAUCCCGUGUAAAGUAAAAUGUUUACAUGAUGCUGGUAAUCACUUCGAAAGAUAAAAAUUGUAUCUAUAAGUGAAUUACAUUGAGUCAACCUAUCUACAUGAUCUAUGAGAGGAAACCCGAAGGCAUGACGUCACAAUAAGAAUGCAGCUUGCGUGCAUGUAAUAAGAAACACCCGAACCGACCCUCAUCAAGAAAUGGACUAGACGUUUUUUCAUUCUUAACUGAAUUUUCAUGCAAAUUUGUAUUUAAAUGUUGACCUCGUUGCUGAGAAUAGAAUAGAAUAGAAUAUAUAUAGCGUAUUUUUGGUUGGUUUUAACAAAUUUUAAAUAAUAUAUUUGUCAAGCAUACUGGUUGGUAUUAUGCCACAGUUGUCACUUGCAUGUGAGUAUAUUUUUUUUAAUCAUUCACAUGAACAUGAAUUCUUACACGUGACCAGUCAUAUAAUUCAUUCUAACAAAAAUUGUCCCUUUCUGGAUAUACCUCUAAUUAUUUAUUUAAGAGUCUACCAUUCGUGUGAUGUAAAACGAAAAAUGAUAUGAAAUAAAUCUUCAAAAUAAUUGAAUUGGCAACGUCUUUUUUGGUAUUCCAAUAUUCUCUCUUAGAGGCCUGGACCUAUAUUUUGAGUGACCUUUUAAUAUAAUUUUGUUCAACUUGUAUUUCAAAGAUAUUGAUGAAGAUUUGUCAUGAUCAUGCAUGGUAAUCAAUGAUAAAAACAAUCAUGAUAUUAAUAAUAAUAAUAUGCAAUCAUUAUAAUUAUGAUGAUAAUGACAAUAAUGAUAAUAAUAAUAAUGAUAAUAAUACUAAUAGUAUUGAUAAGAACAAUGAAAAUAAUAAAAGUGAUACCAAUAAUAAUAGUGAUGAGGAGAUGGCGGGUUGAUCAUAAUACUCGGCUUCAUGCAACAAUAAUUGAUACAAUCUAAAAAAAGAUUGAGUAAAAAUUUGCCCAAUAUUGGGUAAAACGGGAACAAGCAUGUUUGAUGCGUAAUUUUUUCCCAUCAUAUUGGGUAAAAUGCAAGUUUAAAGGGUAAAUUUGAUUGCAACAUUGCGUAAAAUAUUUACAAAGUAAAUUACCAAGCAAGCAACAUUUUCCCAUUUUACCAAAUAUCUUAUGGGUAAACUGUUCUAGAGUGUAAAUCGGGACGAUAUCUUUGUCUACGAUAUAAUCGUCUCUAAAUAGAAGCGACGAAACAGUGACAGAUUUUCUUUUACACUGCAAAAACUCAGGUGUUGAUUUAACACCAGCCCGGAAUCUAUAUAUGUCCACACCAGAAAAGUAUUGAAACAACACCCGUUUGGAAUCAAACCGAUGCUGUUUUAAUAAUAAUUGGUGUUGAAUAAACACCUAUCUGGUGUUAGACCAAAACCAAACUGGUGUAGUUUAACACUUCUCUGGUGUGGACAUAGAUUCCUGGGCUGGUGUUAAAUCAAUACCGGUGUUUUUGCAGUGUAAAAAUGCACAGGCGAAUGCGUGAUUAAUUCGCUCAGGAAAAUUUAUAAAGUUUGGCAGCUUAAAAAAAAAAUCAUUUGGAAAGAAAAUACAAUGUUAAAAAAAGUUAUAGGAUUUAGUUUAGGAGAAUUAAUGGUAUUAAAACGGUUUUUCGAAGGGCUAAUGGCCGCCCUUUGGCCCGUAGCAGAAAGAGUUGCAAUCAAUCGCAACUCUAACAAUCAUGCGUAACUUGAUUUUUUUCAACCAAUCAACAGCGCGCAUUUGGGACUUGCGAUUGAUUUUUUGACUUGCGUUUAAACGCAACUCUUUCUGCAACGGACCCCUGUUGUGUAAAUAAAAUCAUGUUUAAAAGACUUAUACAUUUACGAUCGAUGUUUAUGCUUAGGACAAUCAAUAUUGUAAUAAAUUAAUGCUUGUAUCGAGAUCGCCAAUAAUUGAUGCCUUACAUACAGUAAAUAUGUACAGUAUGUAUAUAAAAAUGUUGGAUUUAUCAUGUAUAUUUUGAUUGAUCGGCCGUAUAAAAUUUCUUUGUGUAUCAGUGUAAACAUCAUAAGUGCAAUAUGUGCUGAUAUUUUGAAACAAGUAAUAGCCUAAAGGAAUUUGAUGUUCUUUUGUAUGGAAUGUGUAAAAUGGGCUUCCUUACUUCAUAUAAGUAUAAAGGUUUAAUUUUUAACGUGAGCUGUUUUUUUCAUUUGAACUUUUUAUUUAUUUCACUUGUCAAAGAAAUACAAAAGUGCCUUAACCAGAAAUAGCUAUAGAGUUAGACCCUGGUCCGGUGCCUUAUCAAAGUCAAUAUAGUAGACUAGAGUUCGUGUGAACAGAAAAUUAUAUUUUUACUUUUUCGUAGGUAUAUUGUAAAUAUAGAAAAGUGCCUCAAAAGACUGCCUUCAGAAAGAGAUGCAUGAAUCUUAUGGAUAACCCAUACGAUCGUCAUUCGAUAGAGCAUAUAUUUUCUUGGCUAAGUAACAUAAAAUCUUGUAUUCUGUUGCCAAUUUCAAAACAAAUUCUGAUCACUUUCCUAAUCAUGCUAAUAGCUUUUCGAACUAAAUUAAAAUGCAACACUGAUCUUAAGUUCUUGAUUAUGUGAGGUCACCAUUUUACACAUCAAUCUGAGUUGUAAAAUAUAUAUUUUUUUAUUGAUGGAAAAUUAUAACACACCUUAGAGAUUGCCUUUUCUAUAGAUUAUCGAAAUCGCAAAAAUAAUGAAGGUUUGACGCAAUUUGAUGUGCAUUGUAAGAAAGAGUUGUGCUGAAUAUAGGCAAUUUUAAGAUUAUGUAAUCCGCCUCAAUUUUCCAUGCUCAUCGAUGAGGUUUUAGUUAAAAAGGAAAACUUAUCUCUUCCUUUUUUUUAUUAAUUCAAUCAUUCUAUUUUUUGGUACUUGAAAUGUAAAAUGUCUUCCCACAAAUAUAUCAUACCUAUACUUCCAGCUAGCUGAGAAGUUGUGUAUUGUCAGUGCGAAAUUUGUAUGACGUAACUAUUUGUCAGUGCAGCUGACUAAAAGCCACCGCAAACUUUACGAUUGGUCUGCAACCCAAUUUUGGAAUAACACAUAGUAGAAUCUGAUGCUAAUAUUGAGACAUGGAAUAUCUUAUUGUGUAAUGCUCUAAAUCCUCUUACGAAAAUAUAUUCCAAAUCUGUGUCUAUGAAAUCGUCCUUAUUUGAAUAAAAGCGAAUUUAAUACCUAGCCGUAAUGACAUAAUAGCAAUCGUACGAUUGGCUACGAUUUGAAAUUAAUUUGGCCGUUUACUAAAAAAUAAAGGCUUGCAAAUCGACCAAAAUUGUUACAUUAAUUUUCUUUCAGUUAAUCUGAACCUCAAAUCAGAACAUACUUCUCAUUCAAAUUUCAGAAAAUUAGCAAAAUGCGAUUUAUUCCGAAAUCGGAUCGUUGACCAGUCGUAAGGUCUGCGGUGGCUUUUGUACUGUACUAUUACCGAUGUCAGCAUGAUCACAUAAAAAUAAUAAAGACCUUUUUUCUCUCUGA
Molecule: messenger RNA, 7206 nt
Organism: Lytechinus pictus (painted urchin)
Lineage: Eukaryota; Metazoa; Echinodermata; Echinoidea; Temnopleuroida; Toxopneustidae
Product: ras and EF-hand domain-containing protein-like
Exons: 17
Coding region: 588-2921 (777 amino acids)
Biological process (GO): vesicle-mediated transport
Molecular function (GO): calcium ion binding; GTPase activity; GTP binding
Source: RefSeq, a predicted model, not a curated record